Molecule: messenger RNA, 1617 nt
Organism: Helianthus annuus (common sunflower)
Lineage: Eukaryota; Viridiplantae; Streptophyta; Magnoliopsida; Asterales; Asteraceae
Exons: 3
Coding region: 1-1617 (538 amino acids)
Source: RefSeq, a predicted model, not a curated record
AUGAGCAAGCGGUCGAAGGAAAAGGAAUCAGCCGAUAGAGCUAAGAAACAUCCCAUUUCCUGGUCACUUCCCGAUUUUGAUUCUAAAGAUCGAAUUUCCACAUUAGAACAAGAAAUGGCUCGUAUGAAAAAGAAGGAGGUGAAUGCGGUCCAAUUCGCGGUGUGUGAAGAUUGUGGGGAUAUUGGCUAUUGGACCGAUCAAUGUCCAAUGGGGUCGGGUGAGUACACCGAGGAAGUAAAUCAAGUGUUCGGGGAUAGAAAGAAUAAUGACAUGAAUUCGAACACUUACCAUCCCAGAUUGAGAAACUAUCCCAACUUCCGAUAUGGGAAUGCCGCGAAUCAAAUGAACCCAAACUUUCAACCGGGGUACCAAGGUCAGGACAACAAUUACCAAGGUGGGUACCAAAGGAAUCACAACAAUCAAGGCGGUAAUGGAAGCGGGUUGAACAAUCAAACCGGUGGUGAUGACUUGAGUGCCAAAAUGGAUGCUUUGUUAAAUAUACAAAAAGAAUCUCACAAUGAAAUUAAGGAGAUAAAGAAAACAAAUGAGAUUCGGGACAAAGCACAUGAGGCAUUAGCAAAGCAAGUGGGCCAACUUGCGGAGGAAAUGGCUCAAAUGAGGGGAAGCAUGGGAAAGCUUCCAAGUGACACUACAGUGAACCCGAAGCAUCAAGGUUUUAGCACAAGCAACGUGAGGAAUGCACGCGUUAGCGUGGUAGGUAUUCUUUUAAAUGAUGAAGUUCGUAGUGUUAAAAGCAUUCCACCACCACAAUUCAUUGAUGGUGUAGUGGAAAAUAUAAGUGAGGAGCCGGAAAGUGAAAAUAAACACGAAACGAUUUCACAAAGUAAAAGUGAAAACGAGUUAAGCAUCGAAAAACGGCACAACAAAUUACCCAACCCGGUUGAUUUGAUAUCUCAUGUGAGUGUCGUUUUAUCGAGUGCCCUUCUCCCAAAAGCUCAAGAUCCGGGAGAUCCUCUUAUUCCAAUUCAAAUUGGAACAUUUAAAAUUGAGAGGGCGCUCCUAGAUCUUGGAGCUUGUGUGAGCAUCUUGCCCGGGAGUUUGUAUGACCAAUAUGAUUUUGGUCCAUUAAAAAAAUUUGAUUCUCCCGUGGUAUUGGCCGAUCAGACUCCCACGCAUCCAAGGGGGAUGGUGGAGGAUGUGAUUGUUAAGGUGGAUGAUUGCUACUACCCAAUUGACUUUUUGGUAGUAGACUAUGUUGGGUGUCUUGGGGACACCCAACCGAUAGUCAUACUGGGUAGACCGUUCCUAGCAACUGCUAAUGCCAUAAUAAAUUGUGCAACGGGAACGGUAAGCAUGAAGUUUGGGGACCGGGAAUUAAAUUUAAAUGUUUUUCCAAAAUUUACUAACCCACUUGGUGAGGAUAAGUGUCCUAAAAAGGACAUGAAUCCAAACAAAAAGGUUUGUGCUAUGGUUGGUAGGUUUGGAGAAACAAAGAAGAAGACGGUCAAGAAGAAGAAAGCAAAGAAGUCACCUCUUGAAAAGAAAAAGGAAGAGGAGGUGAGGAAGUUUGGACCGUUUGGCAACAAAUGGUAUGAAUCACCGGUGGGUGAUUUUGAGGAGCUCGUGGACGGCAAGCAUGCCAUUCGACCACCAUGA